This is a messenger RNA of Camponotus floridanus (Florida carpenter ant), 754 nucleotides long. RefSeq lists its product as uncharacterized. The transcript is spliced from 2 exons. NCBI's taxonomy places the organism in Eukaryota, Metazoa, Arthropoda, Insecta, Hymenoptera, Formicidae. The coding region runs from base 15 to 731 and encodes 238 amino acids. The record is from RefSeq and is a predicted model, not a curated record.
ACGUGGAAAAACGCAUGGGAAGCCGUCUUCGAAAUAUAAAAAAGAUCGCAAAGCUCGGUGGAAAAGGCAAACUAACCGAUGCUUUAAUUAAAAAGUUAACAAAAUACUAUGGUCUUGCUAUACGAAGAAAUGCCAAGUCGAAAGAUGAUAUGAAAAAAGCUAUUAUGGCCACGUAUUAUCAUUUAAUAUCUACCGAUGAAAAGCCCCAGCAUCAGUUCUGCCCUACUGGCAUCGACUCGUGGUGUCAAUACAACGCUGCACAAGCCAAUAAUAUUUCUUAUGAGCAUCCAGCUCCACUGCACGUAGAUGUACAAAAAAGCAUAUUACCUAUCUACGAAGAUUUGUCACGAGAUGACUUGCUUGAGCGUUGUGUUGGCGGUUUUACUCAAAACGCAAACGAAUCUUUCAAUUCAACUCUCUGGCGUCUAGCUCCGAAGCACUUGAAUUGUGGCGCAAAAAUUAUUGAAAUCGCAGCUUUUUUAGUUGGAGGAAUCUUCAAUGAUGGCUAUUUAUUCGUACUUAAAGUCAUGAGGGACCUGGACUUGACAAUAGGCUUGGAAUGCAAGAAUUUUGCGGACUCGUACGAUAGCAAUCGAGUGAAGAGGCAAGAGCGGCGCUCGUUAAAUUCGUCAAAAGAGGCUAGAACUGCCCAGAAAGAAAAAAAUGCUGCUGAAUUAGAUGAUUUUAUUGAAGAAGAAGGCUUGCUUUAUGGACCUGGUAUCGCAGAUUAGCUUAGUUGAUUACAAGAGGCUGG